AUGUUACAACCACCAACUCAAGACACCAUCAUGUCGUCCCGUCAAGCGUUCCGCUUCACUUCAGUCCUCCUUCUCCUCUCCAUCUUCUCGACCGUGACAACAGCAAUCUACAAUCCCAUGUACAUGCUCGGUCGCCGUCAAACCGGGGACGCAUCUAGCUGUGACAACUAUGCCACAAUUGCUAACCUGUCCACCAUUGGGAGCAACGCAACCUACCGAUCCGCCUAUCUUGCCGCCUCACCAGAAGGCAGUGAUCCCGCCAGAGCACCACUGGAUGCGGCAAUCCCUCAACUCCCGGCCUUGACCAAGGAUGUGGCUCUCAACGAGCAGUGCGGAAAUCUGACGACGAUUGCCUUUGAAGAGGCUCAGACCAACUUCACGAAUGGAAUCGUCCUGCAGUUCAAGAUCAAUGGUGCCCCCCUGAGAAUAGGAGCGGGUGCCAUGGGGAUGGCGACGCUCGUGGCCAUGGUUGCCGUGAUGGUUGCGGAUGUGUUGUAG
Exophiala bonariae is the source of this 498-nucleotide messenger RNA. RefSeq lists its product as uncharacterized. Bases 1 to 498 code for a protein of 165 amino acids. The transcript is spliced from 2 exons. NCBI's taxonomy places the organism in Eukaryota, Fungi, Ascomycota, Eurotiomycetes, Chaetothyriales, Herpotrichiellaceae. The record is from RefSeq and is a predicted model, not a curated record.